This is a messenger RNA of Hippocampus zosterae (dwarf seahorse), 1099 nucleotides long. RefSeq names its product tetraspanin-8-like. The record is from RefSeq and is a predicted model, not a curated record. Lineage: Eukaryota; Metazoa; Chordata; Actinopteri; Syngnathiformes; Syngnathidae. The transcript has 9 exons. The coding region runs from base 114 to 866 and encodes 250 amino acids. Gene Ontology annotation, cellular component: membrane.
GCGUCGACAACCCCAGAGCGGAGCGGACGCAACUUUGGGCAUCCUGGCAAGCUGCAGCUCGUCAAAGCAGCGCGCGCGCACGCACACUCGCAAGCUCCGACGGCGUCGUCAAGAUGGGGAAAAUCAACGGCUGCCUCAAAUGUCUUUUUGUCUUCUUCAACGUGGUCUUCGCCAUCAUCGGAUGUCUGCUGAUCUUCGGGGCGGUGAAGGCCAGAGUCUUCAGCGCACAGAUGUCGGCAUUGGGUGCGCCGGGCCUGGGCUGGGUGUGGGUGUUUGCCUUCGGCGUCCUGGGCAUUUCCUGCUUGGGAAUCUACGCCGGAAUAUCGGAGAAGGAGCUGGCCCUCAAGAUCUUUGCCGGCUUCAUGGCGGUGGGGAUGAUCAUCAUGCUCAUCUUUGGCAUCGUGGUGGUCGUCGCGAGGAACAAGGUGCGCGAGAGCUUCCUGAGCGCGUCGGCGGAGGUGGCCGAGCCCUUCAUGGCGGAGGAAGGAUUUCGCGCCGUGCUUCAGCAGCUGCAGGAGAGCGGUCAUUGCUGCGGCUUGGUGAGCGCCAGCGACUGGGGCCACGACAUUCCCGCCACGUGCGAGUGCCGACCCGGACUGGACGGCUACGGGGGUUUCGGGACCUUUGGACAUUCCGGCUGCAAAGCCCGGCCUCAGGGAACCAGCGGCCCCGAGCAGGUCUACCAGCAAUCUUGCGGCCAGCUGAUCGUCACCUACGUUGACUUCUUCUUCAACAUCGCCAUCGGCUUCCUGUUUGGCUUCGCCAUCACGGCGCUGCUGGGCCUGCUGGUGGCGCUCCUGAUGAUCCACCAGGUCAGACGCCACGACCAGGCCGGCGCCUCGUCCGUGGCCAUGAAGAGUUACUGACGCGGGAACAUCAGCAGUUGGCGCUCUUGCUGCUCAAAACCUACGCAAAGCUUUUGGGUCUCCUGCACUAUAACGACGAGACGUUUACAGUCUGCUUGCACUGCACCUUUUUUUAUACCUUUGCUAAAGAUACUGUACACACGCACGACCGGUUUUGAAUUGCAUUUUUGUAAACGAGAAAUGCUCCAUUGUUUUGAGUCUCAUCAAUAUUAAAUUGUCCUCUUUGGUUACGA